ACUAGUCUCUCACUCCUCCUCUGAACCUCUCCUCUUUGCGCGUUUGGCCGUUUUUAAUUUUCUGAAUAUUUCACCUCUCCGCUCCACUUGACAGCAGAUCAGAUCUUAACGGGGACGGGAGAGCUGCAGAUACAUUCUGGAGAUUAGCAGCACCUUUAUCGCCUGGUAUCAGCGCGGAUGUGCAGCUCCAGGGUGAGGAUAUGUACCAGGGCAUAAUGACCAACCACGGAGCCUCUUCUUAUGAGGCCGGAUUUCUACACAACGCCUCGGCCGCCACCUCCCCGGUGUACGUGCCCACCACCCGGGUCGUGACCCCCAUGAUCCGUGCGCUGCCCUACAUCCAGACGCCCGGCUCGUCGCAGCAAGGCAGCCCCGUUUCCGGCCACUCCGCAUGGGUGCAGCCGGGCGCAGACUCGGUGCCCUCUUACAACCACUCCCCAGUGUCUCCGCGCUUCACCUUCUCCACCAGUCCGCCUCUGACCUCCGGGGUGGCCACUGCACAGGAGUCUUACAGCAGUCCGCUGAAUAUCUCCACCAACGGGAGGGAGCACUACGGUCCCCGGGGCCUCAGCGGCUCCUAUCACAGCCCGUAUUCAGCCUACAUGAGCCCCAACGUGGGCGGAACGUGGCCGGCGUCUCCCUUCGAUAGUCCGGUUCUGCACGGUCUCCAAACCGGGACUGCCCCAGGCUCGACGCGGCACCCAAACAGUAUAGACUUGUUUGAUGACUUCGCUGAGGGACGAGAAUGCGUGAACUGCGGGGCAAUGUCGACCCCCCUCUGGCGGCGGGAUGGUACCGGCCACUACCUGUGCAACGCCUGCGGCCUGUACCACAAGAUGAACGGCAUCAACAGACCGCUCAUCAAACCCCAAAGGAGGCUGUCUGCCUCGAGGAGGGUGGGCCUUUCCUGCACCAACUGUCACACCACCACCACCACCCUGUGGCGACGAAACGCAGAAGGAGAGCCAGUCUGCAACGCCUGUGGUCUCUACAUGAAACUCCACGGGGUCCCCCGACCUCUGGCUAUGAAGAAAGAGGGAAUUCAAACCCGCAAACGUAAACCUAAAAAUCUAAACAAGCCCCAAACUGGCAGUGACGGGACUCCAGUUACACCAAGCAACACUCCCCGCUCCUCCUCCUCCUCCUCCACCUCCACCACCUCCAUCACAGAGGAGCAGCGGCAGAUAAAGACAGAGCCGGAGAACCACAGCUUGUACCACCACAGCUCCCACACACAGAUUUCAGCCUUACCAGCCCACAUGGCAGCUCAGGGAGGUACAAUUCCUCUGAAGAUGCCUCCAGGGGGGCAUGGCGGGUCCUCCAGCUCUAAAGCAGAGCCCUGGAACAACUUAAUCCUGGCUUAGGAGACCUCCAGCUCAGCAACUCAAAUAACUACCUAUGUACAGUGAACUUAAGAAACUCUCCAGACUGCUGCUCUUGGUCAAGAUGACCUCACUGUGUCUAAUAAAAAUUACUGUCAGUUUUAAA
Messenger RNA from Nothobranchius furzeri (turquoise killifish), 1488 nucleotides. RefSeq names its product GATA binding protein 4 (gene gata4). Gene Ontology annotation, cellular component: nucleus. Gene Ontology annotation, molecular function: DNA-binding transcription factor activity, RNA polymerase II-specific; zinc ion binding; RNA polymerase II cis-regulatory region sequence-specific DNA binding. Gene Ontology annotation, biological process: negative regulation of transcription by RNA polymerase II; cell fate commitment; positive regulation of transcription by RNA polymerase II. The record is from RefSeq and is a predicted model, not a curated record. Lineage: Eukaryota; Metazoa; Chordata; Actinopteri; Cyprinodontiformes; Nothobranchiidae.